AUGUUCACCCAGGACCCCCUGAAACUCAAAGUGUUGCUUGGAAACGGAUAUCUUGAUAUCGAAGAUGCUGUAAAACGGGAACAUGACUUCGUUCUUGAGACACUUAUCAGUGCCUUUCUCUUACUUCCACUCAGUCCACACACUCUCACUCGGCUUCAACUAGGGGACUGUUUUCGCCGUUCACUCCAGUCUAGUCGGCAAACAACACCGUAUCGCCUCCACACCAUUGUUACCGAGUGCAAGGCCGGAUCAGUCGACACAUCCUCGCUGGAGGCGAAGUUUUUCGAGUACGGAGGAGUUCGAACUGUCACUGCUCUCGCCGCUGCAGCAGCGGACAAUAAGCAGAUAGUGAGCCUGCUAAAAGGUCUUUCAAAUGCUGAAUUCCAGGCCUUUCUGAAGUCCAUCGAUGCCAUUGAACCACACCGUGAUUUUCUCUUCAUCAUCGAGACGCCCGAGAGAAAAAGACCAUCGAGACUAUCGAAGCGAAAACACGUCCUGGGUCCUCGCCCUCCUCGCCCUCGUGGCCACUAUUCUCAUAUUCCCGGCAGUGUUCCACAGGCUCUAGAAAGGUUCCAAAUGGUGAAUGACUAUUCUCUCAAUAACCUACCGGCAACAUCACAUACGCAUCGCUUGAAUGACGCUGCAGCACACUUGGUCAGUUCUUCUACAGUUGGUAAACCUCAAGGGGGAGGAACUUCCAUCACGUCGGGCCUUGGACAAACAGCGGAGAAUGUGCUGGCCUCGGGAUUUAAUACCCUUGCUGCGGUCGAGUUCCAACAAAACGAUGGCGCAGAAAACCAUACGUUUCCACAAGGCAAGUCUAGGUGUCCAUUAUCCGUGAUAGUUGCUUAUCAUUUAUAA
Molecule: messenger RNA, 861 nt
Organism: Pseudogymnoascus destructans
Lineage: Eukaryota; Fungi; Ascomycota; Leotiomycetes; Thelebolales; Thelebolaceae
Exons: 1
Coding region: 1-861 (286 amino acids)
Source: RefSeq, a predicted model, not a curated record